This is a messenger RNA of Exophiala bonariae, 1797 nucleotides long. RefSeq lists its product as uncharacterized. The coding region runs from base 1 to 1797 and encodes 598 amino acids. The transcript is spliced from 3 exons. NCBI's taxonomy places the organism in Eukaryota, Fungi, Ascomycota, Eurotiomycetes, Chaetothyriales, Herpotrichiellaceae. The record is from RefSeq and is a predicted model, not a curated record.
AUGACCGUGAUGGGUGCUGUGGCAACUGUCGCAAAUCUCAAGCAGCUUGUCGGUCUAAUCUUUGAAGGCAGACGAAAACUGCGCCAGCACAGGCGCAAUCGUGACGCUGAUUCCAGUACGGUGCCAAAAGAAAUAUUCCCUUAUGGCGGGGACAUAUCUGGAGCCAAUUUUCCAAGUCCAGUCAAACUCACUACUAGUGGACAUGGAAGACUGUCACUAGCAGAGUCCGAAUCGGACCCACCAACUGUGCCAGCCGCUCAAGCAGCGAGCACGACUGCGGCGGCGAAGAAUCAUCAGCUCAGGGCAUUCGAAACUUCUGCCAAUGACACAGCGUACAUUGCGGAUCACUCGAUCUUGCAGGGGGCGGCUGGUGGUGGGCGAGAACCAGAUGUCUCCAUGGGAGAGCCAUCAUUCUUGCCAGACACCCCAAAAACUCUGGCUAUGAUCCUUCAGGUAUCAGAGGCCGACAUUCUACCUGCGCAGCCCCUUCGUGGAGCUUUGAUAGACUCCUUCUUUGGAUGUCUGGCCGACGGUUUCCCCAUGAUUGAACGAGAAGAAGUUGAAUCGCCCAGAGCAUCGGUUCUGCUCCAACAAGCGGUUUGCUUCGCCGGCAGUCUUACGCGGCCAUCUAGCCCGCAAUGGUCUCUCGUCGACACAAAGACGCUGUACGAUAAAGUCAUGCUUUUGAUCUCACUGAAUUACGAGAGAAAUACUAUCACAAUUCUCAAGGCCAUGUGUCUGAUGACUCUUUGGAGUCCCAAGUCUCCUAAUCGAGCCAGCGAUUGUGUGCUAUCCAUGAUCUUUGGUCGACCCCCGCUAUUGCGAUCAGAAGACCUCGACAUUCCUGUUUUGACCAAAGACGACUACAAUGUCCUCACAAAAGGGGCGCAAGUCUUCAUGGCAGAUAUGUUGCUGGCUCGGAUCAUGGGACAGAUCGCAGAAUUGACAUCCAAGGGUUGUCUGACCCCACAACAACGGUACCAUUUCAACCAGUCUCUCAAGACAUGGGUGCGUGAUCUUCCCCCUGAAAUCCGCCUCUACACACAAGGGACCAGGAUGCCGUACCACUUCGCCAGCAUUGAGGUUCACAUAGCAUACCUUGGGACCAUUAUUCUCUUGCAGGUCCUCACGCCUGGGUCCGGGAAACAACCGAUAUGCUCAAUCACAUCGAUCAUCGCCGCUGUCACGAUGGCAGAUCUUUACGAGGACAUCCUCUGCAGGGAUCAAGCACCGUAUCUCACUGCGGUACACGGUUUCUUUUGCACAGUGGCAGCCAUUCCGUUACUACAAUACAGAGCGGCGUCACCAGAGUGGGAGACACGACGAGUUGCCAGCUUAGACGUGAUCUCCUCUGUCGUGAGCAACUUGCAGAACAAGUUUGGUGUGGCAUUUACGGCUAGUCGGAAGAUCGCUCAAUUGAAGUCUGACAGAGCAUGUGCCAUUGAGCCUCAACAUCCUGCAAUCGACACAUCUCCCCAGCCAGCCAACCGCAGGCUGGCCGCUCACGAAAUUGAUGAGCUAGAGGCGCUUUUCCCGUCAUUAGGUCACUGGUGCCCCGGCCUCGAGACCAUAGCUGCAGGUAUGGAUGCCGAGAACGUGCAGGGUUCAAUGACACCUAACAUGGGUUCCUGGAAUCUGGACACGCUUCUUCGUGAACCGAGGUCUAUCCUCGAUGAGCUGGGCGGUCCCUCCGCAUUCAUGGACACCUUGUUCGACAGCAACGACGCUUUUGGCGAUAUGGCCUUCGAAGACGCAACGGUGCAAUCGUUUGAGUCACGAGGUGACUUUCAAGUGUGA